This is a messenger RNA of Ornithorhynchus anatinus (platypus), 1560 nucleotides long. RefSeq names its product cytochrome P450 2G1-like. Gene Ontology annotation, molecular function: iron ion binding; heme binding; oxidoreductase activity, acting on paired donors, with incorporation or reduction of molecular oxygen, reduced flavin or flavoprotein as one donor, and incorporation of one atom of oxygen. The record is from RefSeq and is a predicted model, not a curated record. The coding region runs from base 1 to 1482 and encodes 493 amino acids. Gene Ontology annotation, cellular component: intracellular membrane-bounded organelle; cytoplasm. Lineage: Eukaryota; Metazoa; Chordata; Mammalia; Monotremata; Ornithorhynchidae. Gene Ontology annotation, biological process: xenobiotic metabolic process. The transcript is spliced from 9 exons.
AUGGAGUCCGGGGCGGCCACUACGGUCGGCCUGGCCCUGUGCCUCUCCUGUCUCGCUCUUCUUGUCUGGAAGCGGAUGCGUCGGGAAGGGAAGCUGCCCCCCGGCCCCUUCCCUCUGCCCUUCCUGGGGAACCUGCUCCACAUCCGUACCGAUGCCACUUUCCAGUCCUUCAUGGAGCUGAAGGAGAAGUACGGGCCGGUGUUCACCGUGUACCUGGGGCCGCGGCCGGUGGUGGUGCUCUGUGGCCACGAGGCGGUCAAGGAGGCGCUGGUGGACCAGGCCGAGGAGUUUGGUGGGCGCGGGGAGCUGGCCUCCAUCGAUCGGAACUUCCAAGGCCACGGCGUGGCUUUUGCCAACGGAGAACGCUGGCGCGUGCUCAGACGCUUCUCGCUGACGACGCUGCGCAACUUCGGCAUGGGCAAGCGCAGCAUCGAGGAGCGCAUCCAGGAGGAGGCCCAGUGCCUGCUGAGAGAGUUCCGCAAAACCCAAGCCGCCCCCUUCGACCCUACGUUCUUCCUGAGCCGCACCGUGUCCAACGUCAUCAGCUCUGUGGUGUUCGGCCACCGCUUCGACUAUGAGGACAAGCGGUUCCUCUCGCUGCUGCACGUGAUCAACGAGAGCUUCAUCCAGAUGAGCACCCCUUGGGCCCAGCUCUACGACAUGUACUCGAGCAUCAUGCGGUACCUGCCCGGGCCCCACAAUCAGAUCUACAACCUGAUCGAGGAGCUGAAGAACUUCGUCGCUGAGCAGGUCAGGGGGAACCGGGAGAGCUUGGACUCCAGCAACCCCCGCGACUUCAUCGACUGCUUCCUCAUCAAGAUGGAGCAGGAGAGGAAUGACCCUCUGUCUGAGUUCAAUCUCAAGAACCUGGUCCUGACGGCCCUGAACCUCUUCUUCGCCGGCACGGAGACGGUCAGCACCACCCUGCGCUACGGCUUCCUGCUGCUCAUGAAGUAUCCAGAAGUAGAAGCCAAGGUCCACGAGGAGAUCGACCGGGUGAUCGGGCGAGAACGGAUCCCGGGCAUCGAGGAUCGGAUGGGAAUGCCGUACACGGACGCCGUGAUCCAUGAGAUCCAGAGAGUCACAGACAUCGUGCCCAUGGGCGUGCCCCGCGCCGUCACCCGAGACACCCACUUCCGGGGCUACAUCCUCCCGAAGGGCACAGACGUCUUCCCUUUGCUGGGCUCCGCCCUCCGGGACCCCAAAUACUUCAGCUGCCCUGAUGGCUUCAACCCCGGCCACUUCCUGGAUGACGAGGGACGCUUCAAGAAGAAUGAGGCCUUCGUGCCCUUUGCCUCAGGGAGGCGUGUUUGCCUGGGCGAGGCCAUGGCCCGCAUGGAGCUGUUCCUCUACUUCACCACCGUUCUCCAGAGCUUCUCCCUGCGCUCUCUCAUUCCGGCCAAAGACAUCGACAUCUCGCCGCAGGUCAGCGGUUUCAGCAACAUCCCCCCGACCUACAAGUUCUGCGUCGUCCCCCGCUGAGCCCCCAUCCACCGCCCAGCCCCUGGGGAAAGAAAGGGCUGGGAAGGGUCUGGAGGCUCCCUUCCCUCCAGCACUCAA